Messenger RNA from Rhipicephalus microplus (southern cattle tick), 5218 nucleotides. RefSeq lists its product as uncharacterized. Gene Ontology annotation, cellular component: cytoplasm. NCBI's taxonomy places the organism in Eukaryota, Metazoa, Arthropoda, Arachnida, Ixodida, Ixodidae. Gene Ontology annotation, molecular function: exopolyphosphatase activity. The record is from RefSeq and is a predicted model, not a curated record.
AUGGAUCGAUUUCUCUCGGAGAGCAAGCGCAACUUGCUUCAAACCGGUCGCGACGUUACUCGUCCUUACCCGUGCUUAACAUCGCGAGGAAAGACUCAACUGCGGACGGAGAUCACGUAUUUCUUCGAACAGUGGACAUCCCACUGGACUCGCUGUAUGCCGGAUGAAAUUGACCUAAAGAAACUUCACUCUCAGUCAAAGUUGUCACUGACCCUUGUGGAUCACAAUCUUUUGCCCAAAGAAGAUGCUGACUUGCAACCUGCAGUCCAGGAGAUCAUUGACCACCACAGGUUGGAGACUUCUCACAGGUGUGACAAGACAGUUGAAAUGGUUGGGUCAUGCUGCACUCUGGUAGCCGAGAAAGUUUUCCACUCUAAGCCAGAUCUGUUAGCCCCUCAGGUUGCUCUAUUGCUUUACGGCACUAUACUCCUUGACACAGUGUGCCUCUCAGAGUCGGCACGGAAAACGACAGUGAAGGACUUGGAAAUGGUGUCUAAGUUGCAGGCAUUACUUCCCGACCUGGGCAAGGAGGAAGUGUUCAAGCCACUGUGUAGAGCAAAGUCCAAUGUUCAAGGCCUGACUUUGGAUGAGCUGCUUCGCAAGGACCUCAAGGCUGUCUGUUCAUCAUCAAAGCGCAUAGCGAUAUCAUCGGUGCCUGGAGAAUUGAAGAACAUCUGUCAGGAGAACACGAUGGAGGCAGAGCUGGGCAAGUUCUGCAAGACGCAUGGCUACAGUGCCCUCAUCAUCCUCACCAUAGCUGUUGAAGAGAAAAGCAAUUCAGUACAAAGGCAGCUAGCAGUCUUCUCUUCGGACAUUGUGCUCAAGCAGCAGUUGACUUCGACACUGUUGGCUGUGGGAGACCCGUCCCUGGAUCUUCAGGUUUCACACAUGUCAACAGACCACCUCAUCACGUUUGCCCAGGGCAACACGCAAGCUUCAAGAAAAGUCAUUCUCCCAGUUGUGAGAAAGUUCCUCAACACCCUUGACGACAACAUCCUCCCCAAGAUGAAUGAGCAUUGCCCCCAGACAAAUGGCACUCUCAGCGUAAACAAUCAGCCUUGUGCACCAACAACCGUGAGCAGUCCUGAAGACACUGCGUUACGGGACCCCCCUUUCUCACCUUCUGAUUCUUCAAACAGCAUGUCUGAAACUGCAAAAGAUGGGGUUUCUUGCAGAGGCACAGAAAAAGUGAACGAUGAAGGCUUCACUGCAGCAGUUGAUGCUGACGUACCGAGUCCAGCUGCCUUCCUCUAUCGAGCCCAGACUGUGGACUUCCCCGACAGUCCACACCUGAGGUCUGCUCAGAGGAAAACUGGUUCCACCUGCGGUGAAGAUGAAACAGAUGAUGAAGUUUUGUCUAGAGGGGAGCAUAUGUCAAUUUCUGAAGCUCGAAGAGCACCUUCCUGUUCUCCAACACCAGGCCAAGUAAGCAACCUUGAGUUGAGCCAGCCUUUGAGCCUGGCUUCAGAGCUGGAGGAGUACUACGAGGACAGCCUCCUGAGCGGGAGACUGGCCGUUCCAAAUUUAGAGAAGUCACCCGCGCUGCCUCCUCUCUCAAGUCACUCAUCCACUCCCGAAUUCGAGGCUGACGAUGAGGAAGCCCAGCCUGUGUCGAUGCCGAGCUUAGGUUUUUCCUCGCCUAACAAUGACUCUUAUGCCCUCGUCAGACACUCAACGCCCAACGCGAGCAAGACUUCGCUAGACCUCAUAGCCGAACAGUAUUCUGAUGACGUUGCUCGCAUUAAUCUACACAACUUGCCUCCUCCCUUGGAAAAUGGCAACUCUUUUCUUUUCGAGGAGAAGGCCUCUGGAGAAUUGCCGGACGAAGACCUUGUCGCGAAGAUAAGGAGUUGCUUCGAUGAGGUGAAAAUCAAAGACGGCUACGUUCUAAGCGGCCGACUGCAGGACCUACUGACACCGCAGGAAGUGGACGAGAUUGUCAACAACUACGUGUCGUACUCCAGCUUCAUCGACGACAACAUUCUAGAGGCUGUCGUGGAAUUGGCUGGCGGGAGCCUAAGGAACGGCAGCGGCUGUCAGAGUCGAGAAAAGAAAGUGAUUGUGCCAAACUUUGCGCCAUUUUCGGACGACUCCAGCGACAUUGUAGUCGUAGCUUACGAGGAGGACAACAGCGUCAAUCCUUGCAGCAACGUCAGUAAGACGGCGACCCUCGAAAAGAAGAGUUUAGCUCACUGCGGGGGCGUUGACACCCACGAUGUUCCAGCCGCUGAGACCUUCCACUCGUUGAAGAGGAUAGACGUUGAGGAGUCUGUCCUGAAAAAGCUGGACAUGCUUCCCGGUACUGGAAUUGCAAACAGAUUCACGGCUGACUCGUCUCGUAGUUUGUCGUCGCUGCCGGCUAACCUCUCUUGGGAGGAACAAAAAAUCAAGGUGAAUGCUGCCCGUUCAGAUCCAGAACUACCGGUAGUGGCUCUUCCAGAACAACCCUUGAACGGCAGCAUUGCUGCUGCUGCUUCUGCAGUCUCUCCACCUGAGCUUGUUUCUGAAGAAAUGCAGCAGGAAAAUGACUACAGUGCCCCAGCAGAGAGGCCCUCAAGCCUGAGUGGUGCCAACAGGAGUAGACGCAAGAUUAAAGUGAACCCAGACAUCCUUCAUGCCCAGAUCGGUCUUGACGAUGACCAGAAGAGCCUCUCGUCGAUGAGCAACAAGAGUGACGGGGACGUCUUCUCACCUGCGGACGACCUGGCAACGCCAGAUAUCGAGACUCCUGAUGAACUGGGUGACUCUGUGCUGGGAAGAGAUGACUCGACCCUGAGUGACUCAAUUCCUGAAAUGUCUGCUCGAGAAGAGUACGCAGAGGAGAGAAGCUGGAAGACUUGCAACGUGGGUGGUGUCGAACGCAAGAUUGACAUGAGGGUGAUCGAGCCUUACAAGAAGGUGCUAUCGCAUGGAGGCUACUUCGGAGAGGAUCGUCAAGCCAUCAUUGUGUUUAGUGCAUGCCACCUACCUGAUCGGUGCCGGAGAGACUACGACUAUGUCAUGGAUAAUCUGUUCCUAUACGUUUUGUCAACUUUAGACGAACUCGUGGUUGACAGCUACGUCCUGAUUUACCUUCACGGGGCCACCGAGCGCAGCAAGAUGCCCAGUUUUGGUUGGCUCAAGCGCUGCUACCAAAUGAUUGACAGGAGAUUGCGGAAAAACCUGAAGGGGCUUUAUCUUGUGCACCCCACCUUCUGGCUGAAGACUAUUGUUAUUAUGACCAGGCCUUUUAUCAGCUCCAAGUUUAGCAGGAAACUGCGUUUUGUAUAUAGCCUCGAAGAGUUGUCUUGGGUGGUGCCGCUAGACCACGUGUGCAUACCUGACAAAGUGAAGCAACUGGAGUUUGAGAACAUGAUAAAGGAGAAGAAGAGGAAACUGGGGAGCAAAAAGGUUCUUCCAGGACCGAGGCAUGUUACGGAUGAUGUAUCCUAGUGACUUUGUUGCUCGUAGCACCUGGUGAGCCGAUGGAGCUGGUGCUUUGUCAAAACUGUAUUCGUUAUGAAAGUUAUGAUUUCUAGCUUCACGGCACUGUACAGAGUAGAGAAACCCUGGGCACUUGCGUUCACCUGGGUUGGUUGUACAGCUGACGUGUUUGUUGGCUCGUACUAUAUAAGAUUGUAAACCAGCCAAGAAUAUUAUUUCAAAUAAGGAGCAGCUGCAAGUUAUGAGUAGGUCAUGUUGAGACCUGGGAAUGCAUGUAUUUAUAUUGUGUUUGUGAAAAUAAGUGUUUCUUUCGAAUGUCUUUUAUGUGCUUUUAUUUCUUUCUCACGGCCUCCAUACAAAGCUAUGCUUUAAGAUAUGUGCCAGCUUGCUCAAAUGCUUCAGUGACAACAAGGCUUACUUUGUGCACAGGAAUGUACAGUUAAUUGCACAGAAAUGUACAGUUACCAACUUUUUUCAGAGAAGGUCACAUGCAUAAAUUUAUGAUGAAAAAGUGCAAAAAAGAAAUGCUGCGUAUGAGGGCUGAAGAGACCUUUGGCACUGCUGCUGUGCUAUGCUUCUUACCAAACAUAUCAUUGCUGCCUCUACAUCAUUUUCAUAGGUGUACAUUCAUUGUUCAGAGAGCACUUUAUGAGAUUCUUUACUGAUGUGCAGUAGCUUUUGUGUAGGUGAACCUAAGUUUCUGAUCAGCCAGUGGUGCAGCACCGAGUGUGUGUGAGCAGCGGUAGUGCUAUAGUACAUCAUACCCGAGUAGGUCUCGGUGCCGGUGUUUUUUUUUUUGAAAUCAGCAUUGCUGUUACAAGAGCUUGUUUCUAGUUACAGAGUUUAUAGAGUAGUUGACUGUUAACCUAGAGCUGUUUGCACCUAGUAUUUUGGAGCACCUACUCGCCAGCAUGUUUCCACGUGCAUGUUUUGUUUCCACUCAGCUGUUGUGUGCCGAUUGUGCCAGCAAACACAGGCCCUCAAGUAUUGCACACAUGUAUAAACCUGUUUCGAUCUUCCUAUUCUAGCCUACACUGUUGUGCUUGUUGUAGUUAAGAUAAUAGUCAAGACCGGCACAUAUUUUGCAUAUGCACUUACCAUGUUGGAACAUCAUCCAUUUGGGCUUGCAUUAUCAUACGCCCGAGUCUAGGAGUAUUGUGUCUGUGCGGAAGAUUCACGCAUUCAGGACGCCUUUUAGGCAGCUCGACGUAAUGAUGUCAGGAACUGUUGAAAGGCAUUUAAGUAAAAUGUUCAUGUUAUCUAAUGGAAUCAUUUAGCUAGCUUCAGUAUAUUUGUUGCUACAGCAGGCUUCUCUGCAUGGCUGGGAAUGCGCUAGUACUGUGCCGCACCUUUUUCCAGUUGCACCCGUCUUGUUUUGUUAGUAUUAACGCAUGUGCAAAAGCUCUCUUUACUGUUUUGAGCUUGCAUGAAAGCGCUAUACUGGCCUGUGCCUGAAAUUUUGCAUAACUGCCUGUUCGCGUGUUAAGACUAUCAUUGUUGUGUAAUAGUGUCCACGGCUCUCUUCUGCAUUUCUCACGCAUUGCUUGUUUGCACCAGUGAGUCAAAGGCGAGAACACUCUUAUUUUUGAAAAGUAUAAUAAUGUUUUGAGCGUCGCUGCAGUACAAUAAGCACUGUUAAUUGCUGCUCUUCAAACAUUAAUAAAAUGUUGGUAACUCAGUACUUAAAAUGUCAGUAAGGGCCUGAUCAAACUGUUGACUAGUUGUUGGAAACAUUUCCUGUACUCAGAAAAGUGUAACCAAUGGACCGUUCAAUAAAUGAAAUAAUUGGAGUGUU